UUAAAGCAAAAAUACAAUAAUAAAUUAAAGCUGAGCUGUCAAAUUAAAAGAGCAUUCACACUUUUUAUGUGUAUAUAUAUUUACACUGUUAUGUCCCUUUCUUAAAAUUUUCAUCAACAUGGACAGUCAUAGUAAUGAUGCAAAUUCUGAAGGGAUUCUUGAGAAUGUAUGGGCCAAAAUUAUCAGCAAUCAAAGAGGAGGAGAUCAUGUGAGAACAUAUGGUGAUGGUGAUGUUGCAGCAGAACAAUCAUGGGAAGAACUUCCACAACUUGAUGGAAGAGACAACAAUAACGGUUCAGUGGGAAUUCUGCAGAGGCUUCCAAGCUUAGGGAGGUGGAUAUCAAUGGGAGCAGAUUUCUGGGAAGAUGUUUUAGAUGGAGUUGUUAAUAUUACACCAAAUGAUGCUGCAACAACAACAAACAAUAACGAACAAGAUUGUAAUAAGAAGGUAGAACUAGAGAAGAGGGUGAUGAAAACAGAGAAAAAAGUGGUGACAAAGCACUACAGAGGAGUAAGGAGAAGGCCAUGGGGGAAAUAUGCGGCGGAGAUUCGAGACUCGUCGAAGAAAGGUGCUAGAGUUUGGCUUGGAACAUUUGAGACGGCUGAAGAAGCAGCAUUAGCAUAUGAUAAAGCUGCUUUGAGGAUUAGAGGGCCAAAGGCAUACCUCAAUUUCCCAUUUGACACAGUUUCAAAAGCUAUACAAUUUGAUCAUCAUUAUUGUAAUAAGAGAGGGUCAUCUGUGGUGUUGAAUGAGCAACCUCCAACAAAGAAGGUAGCAGGAGGGUUUCAUCAUGAUCAUGAUGAAGAAGUAGAUGUUUUUGUGUUUCAGGAUUUAGGAAGUGAUUACUUGGAUAAUUUGCUGUCUUCUUUUUAAUUAUAUAUCAAGAUGCAUGGUAUGGUAUGGUUUGGUUGAGUAGUUACAUAUAUACUUAUCACCAAUUUGUAUAUCAUUUGUUGUUUUUCUUAGCUAUCAACUAUAUAUAUCUAAUAUCAUUAAUU
Arachis ipaensis is the source of this 999-nucleotide messenger RNA. Its product is annotated as ethylene-response factor C3-like. The record is from RefSeq and is a predicted model, not a curated record. Lineage: Eukaryota; Viridiplantae; Streptophyta; Magnoliopsida; Fabales; Fabaceae. Gene Ontology annotation, biological process: ethylene-activated signaling pathway; regulation of DNA-templated transcription. Gene Ontology annotation, molecular function: DNA-binding transcription factor activity; DNA binding.